Diospyros lotus (date-plum) is the source of this 753-nucleotide messenger RNA. RefSeq lists its product as uncharacterized. Bases 1 to 753 code for a protein of 250 amino acids. The record is from RefSeq and is a predicted model, not a curated record. Gene Ontology annotation, molecular function: protein binding. The transcript is spliced from 2 exons. NCBI's taxonomy places the organism in Eukaryota, Viridiplantae, Streptophyta, Magnoliopsida, Ericales, Ebenaceae.
AUGGCAAGCUUAGGCGCCAACUUCACAAGUCCAAGUUUCGCUGCACUCAACUCUAAAGCUAUAAGAGCAACACUAGAUUGGCAUAAAGACACUUCAAUGCCAAUCCUCCCGGACUUCUUGAGAAAGCAACCGGAAAAUCUUUUUGAAGUAGACGUGCAAGGUAACACAAUCGUUCACUUUCUGGCCAUGAGUGGCCGAGCAUCGGCCUUGGAGAAGCUGCUUCAAGAUGGCCCCUUAACAAGCCAGCAGCUCAUGCAACUGAAUCACAGAUGCGAGACGGCCCUGCACGGAGCAGCGAGGUUUGGGAAGCGCAAUGCUGCAGAAAUCAUGUUGAAGAAGAACCGGAAUCUGGCCUUUGUGCGCAACAAUUUGGGAGAGACGCCCCUCUACGUCGCUGCUGCUUAUGGAAAGAUGGACGUCUUCAAUAUUCUCAGGGUGCAUGGCGGAGACUUGAUCAGGAGGAACGAUGGCCGGACGAUCUUGCACGCAGCCGUUAAUGGACAACAUUACAGUCUUGCUUUGGAGUUAUUGGAAUUAUAUCCUAAUCUUGCAGCAGCACAUGAUGAUAAGGGAACCACUGCACUGAAUUUGUUGGCCACCAAACCCAAAUCCUUCAAAAGUGGAUCAUGGUAUUCUCUCAAGAAUCUUGGAAGCAGGGCCUACGUUCCUCUCCAGUUCCUUCUUUGCAUGGCCUAUCUUUGUAAGCGGGAGUGUCCGAUAAAAUUGCACUCAAUUAAGUUAAUUGAAAUAUAA